This is a messenger RNA of Arthroderma uncinatum, 1914 nucleotides long. RefSeq lists its product as uncharacterized. Gene Ontology annotation, molecular function: transcription corepressor activity; phosphatase inhibitor activity; chromatin binding. Bases 1 to 1914 code for a protein of 637 amino acids. The transcript has a single exon. Gene Ontology annotation, biological process: negative regulation of phosphatase activity; negative regulation of transcription by RNA polymerase II. The record is from RefSeq and is a predicted model, not a curated record. Lineage: Eukaryota; Fungi; Ascomycota; Eurotiomycetes; Onygenales; Arthrodermataceae.
AUGGCAGACACAGGUGAGGCCCUCACGGGUCUUGAGCAGAAACGCCUUCAACUAGAGAAACAAAUAACAGAUCUACAAUCUUCCAUCUACCACUGGAGACUCUGGAACGCAGAAUACGAUGGCUUGAAAGAGGAGCUCUCGUCUCUGCCUGAGGACAGCACGCGCGAGGAUAUACUUCAAAUAGGAAUAAAUUUUGGAGGGUCCCAAGUGACUGAAAAAGAAGUACGCGUUUUACUGGGAGACGGAUCCCCUGGACCAACGAUAUCAAGAUCACCUCAACAAAUAAUACGUGCGAUUGACCGGAGGAUUGACUAUGUGCUAGACAAUAUAAAGGCCUUGGAAAAGCGUGCCGCAGCCUUGGACGAUAAACUGAAGGCAUUUCUUGUGGCGGGACAACCAGAUACGGGAUUAAACGAGGAAGGCCUACCAAUUACCGAUAUUGUCGAAGAGCUGGAUGAAGAUGGAAAUGUCAUUUCAGGAUCUACUACCAUGCCUGGGAAGGAGACCAAUCAGCUACUUGAUGUUUUGAAGAAAGCUGGACUGGAUGUUCCGGGAGGAAAAGCUAAGAGCGAACCGACUACAAGCGGGUCGAAGACCGCUGGAGCGACGCCUGCAACACCUGCCUCUACAAGCACUGAUGCUGAACGAAGCUCGGCACGGGAUGUUACUACGAGUAAACCCACGGAAACGCUGGGGCUUAACACUAAGCCACAAAUCCAACAGGAGACUGGCCGCCAGCAGGUUAAAACUCCCAUUAGAGAGAAUGGAGUACCAUUGAAAUCCAAUAUUCCGAUAGUGGACUCCGUAAAAACAUCUACGGAAUCAGCGACAUCAACAACGGAUACCGUAGAGAAGGGCGUGUCGACGAUGGUAGAAGUUGAGGAUGACUCCCCAGAAGAUGCUGCAUUACGCAGAGAGAUGAUUCAGUAUGGACUUGAAGAAGUAGGCGCCAUUGUUGCAGAGCUUGAACUAGAUGAAGAUGGGAGCGAAUUCUCAAUCGACGAUGAAGAUUAUGACCUAGACGACGAAGAUAGCGAUUGUGAGGAUGAAUAUGGGCGAUCUACAAAGAGAGUCUUGGAUGACGAUUAUAUCAAACAAAUGCGUGAACUCGAGAAGAAGCUGAACGCAAAGAGUUUGCAAAAUAUUGGCCCUGACACUAGCUCAUUGCCUUCGGAUGUUCGGACUCAGGUGGAACAAGGGCCAUCUGCCAUCAAGAAAGGCCCAGCAAAGAAAAAGAAGGUUGCAUUUGCUGAAGAACUUGAUAUUGCCCCGGAGCCAUCUCCUAAGCCUGCCCCUUCUGUUCCCAAGGCCAAAGAAUAUCUACCGCCACCUAUCCAGGAGGCAGUGGUUGAAAGGUCAGGAAGCAUAGAUAGGGCAAAAGUACAGGAUUCAGGAUCAACACGAAAGGCCUCUCGCUUUAAACGUGCUCGAAAAACAGAAGAACCCAUCUCUUCGGGAGUCACUACGCAGUCUACCCAAAUACCCUCAAAUAUUGGCUCUUCGCUCAAUUCAAGGGCUCCAGUAAUCCCACCACCGCUUUUCCCUGCUACGCCUUCGACUCCAAAGCCAUUCUCGCAGCCUAUACCUGAUUUGGACAGACUCUCCAUUUCUAGCGAUAACAAAACCAACACAAAGGUUAAUAAUAAACCAAUAGCUGAUGUCCUCGUGGAGCGGACUGUACAUAACGAUUCAGCUAUCCCUCCUGACCCAGAUGAAUUAGACGAAUCUAUCCACAGAAGAGAAGUUGCAGCCGAAUUCUACAAGUUACGGAAUCUCAAGGUUCAGCAGAGCGGAGGGUUCUUGCAGGAAGAUGAGGUUGAGCCACUUGUUCUUGUGGAUGCUGACGAACAGUCACAAAAUGGACAGGAUAAGCCGAAGAAGGUGAGCCGGUUUAAAGCUGCAAGGGCUAAGUAG